GGAUAUGUGAAGUGUGUUUUGCCCCGUGAAAGUGUCGUUCCCUGUUAUGUUUAAGCGACGAGAGGAGUUGGUGUCCGCCGAGGACUCCGCCAGGAGCUUCUGCGUGCGUUACCUCGGUUGCACCCGGUUCCAGUCCAGGGCCAAGCAGCGUGGGCUCAAGGCGCUCCAGAGGCCCCUGUUGGACUUGUACAGUGCGGCGCGACGCAAGGGUGAAGACCACCGCUCGGUGCACCCGCUUGCCCUCACGCAGCGGUUGGAUGUGUCGCACUAUGGACUGGUCGUGGCCGAAGCCCUCGAGGAUCCGGAAACAGGCCGCGCCGUCACAGCCGUCACGCGGGUCAUCACUCCAGCCGCCAAUGUGGUCCUCUGGGCUGCGCUUCGGUUCAGCGCUAGGCUGGCAAAGCGACGUUCCAUCGGUGCCGCCUUCGUGCCACUGGCCUGCUCCGAGGAUGUGGUCGACCGAUCCUGGUAUUCAGGGUUGCCCAACAAGCGUAGGUUCCUGGUCGGACUGGCGCACCCACCCGUGUUCGCCUGUCUCUUUCGGCAAGUGGCUGCACCUUCCACGUGGGAAUGUCAUGGUUUCCUCUGCGCCUCAGCCGAGGAUGCGCUGCUCAUCUGCUCAUCGCUGGGCGAGGCUAGGGACACGCUCGUCGUGCUCGACAGGCCGCGACCCACCCCUAUCGUCGGCAAGAGGCCCGAUGAUUACAGCGACCUCACCUCUUGUACGUCAUCCUACACCGUGCGAAACUUCAGCGGUCGCAAGCUCACCUCAUCGAUAGACGAGGCGCAGUCGUCAGUGACAGCAUCUGCGAGUGGAUAUUACCAAGAAAUCGACAGGAGAGUUAAAUCUCCAAAACGAACGUCCAAGAGGUCUUCAAGGAGGACGGACACAGAGUCAAAGUCAUCAGCCAGCGAGGAGCGGAAAAGAAGAGUGCGAAGAAAGUCGAGCUCGUACAAAUAUAGGGACCUUUCUGGAAAAUUUGGCGGUUCUGCCGUACCAAGACCAACUGCCUCUGAUUUUUCAUACUCUUCUAAUGGUAACGUAACCGUGAGUCCGGAUAAUAUAAUCGCAAAAGAUGUCGUACUGCAAACUUCGAGUCACAAGGAUGGCCUCAUUUUCCAGAACGUGGUUAAGUCUGGGGACAGAAAGUCUUCAGACGAAUCCACUUCUUCAACGCAGACCCCUACCAACGACACCGGUUACUUUUCGUCUAAAUCUAAAAGUGCGAAAGCAUCCAAAGAAGACUUGACCCAACAAGAACCGGAGCCGCCAAAAAGCCCACCCCGGCCUCCACAGUCGACGUAUUACUUCGGACAGAACAUCGGUCCGACGACCUCCACUUCCGCGCAGAAGACAAAGGUAACGUCGUACACGUACUUCCUCAAAGAUACAAGUAGGGUGCCUGUCAAGGAGCCGCUCAUCACGCCCGAGGAGGUCAAGCCUCACGCGAAGCUUAACGGCCUGACGGUGGGUGGAGGCGUCUCCGACAGUUCCCUCUCUGGAUAUCAUUCAGACUCCUGCUGCCAAACCCGUGAAGCCAGCACCAUGACGAACGCUUGUUGCGAUUCGGAUUGCUGCUGCUCGUGCGAUUUCUCGUCGGCCUGCUCUGAAUGUAGUUCCAGCCGCGAUACUCUGGUGCCAAGCCGCAGACCCAGUCGAAGCCAGAUGACCAUGUCGGAGACCAUGAAUUUAAGCAGUGAGUGCGAGUCGGACGCGCCAUGGGCACGACGUCGCGCAUCUACCACCACCGACUCGUACGUCACUGACAGGGUUAGGGGCCGCGCCGAAGACCACCGCAGAGAGCUUGUCACCCGCGCCCAGAUACACCACCACCAGCACGCCGUGAAGCGGCGAGAGUCACCGAAGAAGACCAAGAAUGCGUGUACGUCCACGACGUCUUCCCUCCGCGGAAGCCCCAACGGCAAAGUGGUCAUCGACGUGGUUCAGUACGACGGAACGAGUCGGGGAAUGCUCACUACUCCAGGAGUGAUAACGUUCAACAAGCACGGCCACGUCCGGGACUGGGCCUCCCUGAGCAACUGCUCGGGCUCCUCCAGGGUCACGUCGACAUUGCAGCCGGUCGAAAAGAACCAGCGCACCGCCAAGAUGAUCCGCUGGGAACAGCCACCGCCCAAGAGGCACAACAAGCCAGGCUUCCUGUCAAACCUCAAGAAGCUCAGCUUGUCCUCGCUGACGCGUGCCAGGGCGAAAACGGGUAAGCUCUUCAGCCGUAUGAGGUCACGUCGGAAGGAGCAAGUGGAUCCCGAGGCGACCCCGGAAGUGUGCCUCAGUCCCGAUGGCAAUACCAGGCCGAAGCGGAAGAAGAGAAGGCGUCUGUCCUGGAGCUUCCAUGAUCUGCGGUCCGCGUUUCCGUCCAAGAGCGGUGUGGUGUACGUGGGGGCGCCACAGAGACCUCGCAGACGCAAGAAGGGGGAACGACGGCCGAGCGACGAGUCCGAUUCCGGUCUCGAGGAGCGGAAGACGACGCAUGAGGUUGUGCCGUGCGCGCCGAGACGUCAGAGGAGGAAGUCCGACUCCGAGAUCAGUCAUCAUGUGGCCGGGGACGUGACCACCAUCCACGUGGAACACGGCCUCACCAAGGACGGAUUCAAGCGGUGGUCCAACACCAACCUGCAUUCGGAACUGGGCUACAUCCCGUGAGCGAAGGGUCUCUUACGCCGCAAU
This is a messenger RNA of Ixodes scapularis (black-legged tick), 2686 nucleotides long. RefSeq lists its product as uncharacterized. The transcript has a single exon. The record is from RefSeq and is a predicted model, not a curated record. The coding region runs from base 47 to 2662 and encodes 871 amino acids. Lineage: Eukaryota; Metazoa; Arthropoda; Arachnida; Ixodida; Ixodidae.